This is a messenger RNA of Peromyscus maniculatus bairdii (prairie deer mouse), 1754 nucleotides long. Its product is annotated as olfactory receptor 13C7-like. Gene Ontology annotation, biological process: G protein-coupled receptor signaling pathway. Gene Ontology annotation, cellular component: membrane. NCBI's taxonomy places the organism in Eukaryota, Metazoa, Chordata, Mammalia, Rodentia, Cricetidae. The record is from RefSeq and is a predicted model, not a curated record. Gene Ontology annotation, molecular function: G protein-coupled receptor activity; olfactory receptor activity.
AAUCCUGAAGGCGACCUGAGUUCCUGCCACAUAGGAGGGAACAUGGAGAGAUCCAACCAGACCUCCCCUGUGACCGGCUUCAUUCUUUUAGGCCUCUCCGCCCACCCAACGCUGGAGAAAACCUUCUUCCUGCUCAUCCUGCCCAUGUACCUGGUGAUCCUGCUGGGCAACGGGGUCCUCAUCCUGGUCACCAUCCUCGACUCCCACCUGCACACGCCCAUGUACUUCUUCCUGGGGAACCUCUCCUUCCUGGACAUCUGCUACACCACCUCCUCGGUCCCCCUCAUCCUCGACAGCUUCCUGACCCCCAGGAAGACCAUCUCCUUCUCAGCCUGUGCAGUGCAGAUGUUUCUCUCCUUUGCCAUGGGAGCCACGGAGUGUGUGCUCCUGAGUAUGAUGGCAUUUGACCGUUAUGUGGCCAUCUGCAACCCCCUCAGGUACCCAGUGGUCAUGAGCAAGGCUGCCUAUGUGCCCAUGGCCAUCAGCUCCUGGGUGGCUGGAGGCAUCACAGGCACAGUGCAGACAUCUUUGGCAAUGCGCCUGCCUUUCUGUGGGGACAAUGUCAUCAAUCACUUCACCUGUGAGAUCCUGGCUGUCCUGAAACUGGCCUGUGCUGACAUCUCCAUCAAUAUCAUCAGCAUGGGGGUGGCCAACAUGAUCUUCCUGGCAAUCCCAGUCCUCUUCAUCUUUGUCUCCUACAUCUUCAUACUCACCACCAUCCUGAGGAUCCCCUCUGCUGAGGGGAGGAGGAAGGCCUUCUCCACCUGCUCUGCCCACCUCACUGUGGUGAUCGUCUUCUAUGGGACCAUCCUCUUCAUGUACGGGAAGCCCAAGUCCAAGGACCCACUGGGGGCAGACAAGCAGGACCUCACAGACAAGCUCAUCUCCCUCUUCUAUGGGGUGGUGACCCCCAUGCUGAACCCCAUCAUCUACAGCCUGAGGAACAAGGAUGUGAGGGCUGCUGUGAGGAGCCUGCUGAGUCAGAAACACUUCAAGCAGUGAUGGUGAAGGGCCGCAAUGGUUCUUGUAUAAUCCUUCAUCAAGAACUAUACAAUAAAUCCCAAUCCACAGAAGGGCGCUGUAUGAAUGGGAAGACAUUAAUGGCAAUUCUCCCACCUCAUUCUGGGAGCAGUUCCCCCAGUGUGCAUGGCCAUUGAACACUCUGGGUAUCACACAUUGUUUUUGAAGAUUUUUAAACAUUAUCUAUGUGUUUGUAUGUGAGUUUAUGUGCACCACAUGCAUGAAGGAAUCCACAGAGGCCAGAAGAGGGUGUCAGAUUCUCUCUCCACCAGAACUGGAGUUACAGGUGGCCAUGACUACCAUGUGGGCGCUGGGAGCUGAAUCAGAUCUUUGGCAAGAACAGUAAGUUCUCUUAACCACUGAGCUGUCCUCCAGCCCACAUUUCAUGAAUGCUAGCAAUAUAGAGGCCAAGAAAAAUGAACAUUCAUCCAGCAAGAGGCUCUAACUCAGGCUUCCCGAUUCCUCGCCUCAGCUUCUCUGCAAAUACUGACAAUAGUUGAUGUGUCCCCGCUCUCUCCCUGCCUCCCUUCCUCUCUCCCUCCCUCUCUCCCUCCUUCCUUUCUUUGGGAGGACAGAAUCUCACUCUGAAGCUGAGGCUGGUCUCAAACUCAGGAUCUCCCGGCCUCUGCCUGUGUCUUUCCGUUUACAUUAAGUUGUAGUUUGAUAUACCACGUAGCACAGUACCUGGCAAUAGCUGCCUUUUCCUUGUCUAUCCAUAAUAAUACAAAUGCUUA